AUGAACAAUACUAAUAAAUGCAAAAUUAUUUUAUUAACAGGCUAUUUAGGUUCAGGCAAAACUACUUUAUUACAAUACAUCUUAAAAGUGCAGAAUCUAUAUUAAGUGGCUGUUAUUUAAAAUGAAUUCUCUGAUGAAAUGGGAAUUGAAGCACCUCUAAUGGUAGAUAAUAAUGGAGAUAUAUUUGAUUCUUUUUUUGAAUUACCUAAUGGUUGUAUCUGUUGUUCUGCUAAGUAAAAUAAAUACUUAUAAAAAGAGGAUAAUUGAUGACAGCCAUUCAAUAUUUUAUUGAAAAGAAACCAAAUAUUUAAUUUAUAAUUAUUGAAUCUAAUGGUCUAGCUGAUCCUUCAAGUUUGAUUAAAGAAUUAUGGGUUGAUUAAGGAUUAAAUUUACCAGCAGAAUUAGCUACUAUUGUUGGUUUAAUACCAUCACACAAAUUUAAGAAUCUAUACGAAUUAGAAAUUUUUAGAAAACAAAUAAUUCAUGCCGAUAUAUUAUUGUUAAAUUUUUAAGUAAAUUCUUCUUAAUUUUUAAGGAUUUAUGUAAAUAAGAAGAUUUGGUUAUCAUUGAAAAAUAAUUAAUGAUAAUUAACCCUAAUGCUAAAUUAAUUAAAUCUGAAAGAGCAUAAAUUGAUAUUCAAAAUGUUUUUGAAGCAGAUAAAGCAGAUAAUAAAAUAUUUAAUUAAGAACAUAUCCAUUUUGAGGAAGUUGGAAAUAUAACAAAAUUAUUUCUUAAUUUACAUACUCCAAAUAUUACUCAAUAAGAAUGGAACAUGAAAAUUGGAUAGAUGUUAUGGGAAGAGGGUUUAAAUGUAAUGAGAAUUAAGGGAUUGCUAUUUUGUAAAGAUGAACAAGUCAUGUAUUCAUUAUAAGGAGUAGAAGAUAUCUUUGAAAUUACUCCAACUAAUUUGCCAAGUAUAAAUCAAUCAAACUUAAGUAAAAUUUUGAUUAUUGGAUAAUAAAUAACUGAAGAAGUUAUAAAAAAAAUUAUUCUUAGUAAUUGA
Paramecium sonneborni is the source of this 1003-nucleotide messenger RNA. The record is from the annotation of a GenBank genome assembly. Lineage: Eukaryota; Ciliophora; Oligohymenophorea; Peniculida; Parameciidae.